AUGCGGUUGAUUUUCGUCCUCAUCUUCAUGAAGCUCAUGUCAGCUCAAGGCAACAGCACCGGCAGCGAAACAAAAGGCCCAGGAGUCUAUUCCAAUAUCAAAUCAAUUUCCGGACCAUGGGAGAAUGCGAUUCAAAUCAAACGGCAUGUGGAACCGGGCUAUAUUAUCCUAGGUGAGCUGUUAAAUUUAUUUUUGGUACAAGUUUUUGAUGUUCUAGUGGAUGAGUGCACCACGAGUCUCAAAUGUUUCCACCUGUGCCCAUUUCAUUUCCCCGGCCAUUACUGCGACUACAGCUAUCAAUCCGAAUGCCAUUGCUGGGCCGAUCCCGUCGACUUGGAGAGGUAUUCGACUUCAUAUUCGGAGAUCUUUGACUUUGGGCCGGAUGUGUUCUAUGAUAGCUCCAUUUUUGAGUGA
Molecule: messenger RNA, 414 nt
Organism: Bursaphelenchus xylophilus (pine wood nematode)
Lineage: Eukaryota; Metazoa; Nematoda; Chromadorea; Rhabditida; Aphelenchoididae
Source: the annotation of a GenBank genome assembly